AUGGCUACGACCGUGCUCUCCAAGCGCAUCCCACCGAUCCUCAGCUCCUCGCCCCUUUUCCACACAAAUUACCUCACUUUCCUCACCACGGCCUCCUCCUCCUCCACCCCAAUUUCUCUCAUCGGACCACCGGAAAUCUACACACUACCGGCCGCCGCCGCUCCCUCCGCCCCUCCGUCCGCCACCGCCUCGAAUGAAAAUCCAUUCAUGGACCAGAUGGUGGCUAAUUACAACAAUUUUGGGCUGUCCCCGCCGAUGGGCCUGACGGAGAAUCACUCGCCGACGUUCCUCUCCUCCGGCAACCCCUGUCUCGAUUUCUUCUUCCAUGUUGUCCCGAACACGCCUCCGGAACCCCUCGUCCGCCGCCUGGAACUUGCCUGGAAGCACGACCCGUUAACAGCGUUGAAACUCAUCUGCAAUCUCCGAGGGGUGAAAGGCACCGGCAAAUCCAACCGGCAGGGCUUCUACACAGCCGCCCUGUGGCUGCACGAGAACCACCCAAAAACCCUAGCUGGAAACUUGGACGCCUUCGCAGGCUUCGGUUACGGCAAAGACCCGCUGGAGAUACUUUACCUGCUUCUCGAAGGUCCAGAUGCUCGACAAGCUGCGUUAAGUGCAAAAUUGGAUCACGAGAUGUGGAAAAAGAGGAACGAGGGGCGGAAAUCAAGGGGAAAAGAAUGUAAGGUGGCCCGUCGCGGUUAUUACGGAAGGAAAUUGAUCCAGCUAGAGCCAGAGCCAAGAUUGAGCCAUGAAGAGAAGAGAAUCUUGAAGGCAAAAAGGGUUGUCGAGAGGUUUAAUACCGACCCCGAUUACAGAUUCCUGCACGAACGAGUUUCCGAUUAUUUCGCUCGGAACCUGAGAUCGGAUAUGGAUUUGCUGAACAAAGGGGAGAUGUGCAAAAUCAGCCUUGCUGCAAAAUGGUGUCCCACAUUGUACUCCUCGUACGACAAUGCCACACUCUUGUGUGAAACGAUUGGUAAGAAGGUUUUCCCGAGGGACGAGUAUCCCGAAUAUGAAGGAGUUGAGGAGGCACACUAUGCGUAUCGUGUUAGGGACCGUCUAACAAAGGAGAUUCUUGUGCCCCUGCGUAAAACCCUGCAACUUCCCGAAGUUUACAUGAGCGCCAACAAUUGGGCUUCCCUUCCGUACAACAGGGUUGCUUCGGUUGCCAUGAAAACGUACAAAAGCUUGUUCUUCAAACACGAUGAGGAAAGGUUUCAUGAGUAUCUGGAUAAGGUUGAGAAAGGGGAAGCCAAGAUUGCAGCUGGGGCCUUGCUUCCGCACGAGAUAAUUGCUGCCCUGGACGAUGGCUCGGACGAUGGUUGCCAGGUGGCGGAGCUUCAGUGGAGGAGGAUGGUUGAUGACAUGGCUGAGUCAGGGACGAUGAAUAACUGCUUAGCUGUCUGUGAUGUGUCGGGGAGUAUGCACGGGACUCCGAUGGAUGUGUCAAUUGCGCUUGGGGUUUUGGUCUCGGAAUUGAGUGAGGAGCCGUGGAAAGGGAAGGUCAUCACGUUCAGUGCGAAUCCAGUGCUUCAAACGGUCAGCGGUGAUAGCUUGAAGGAGAAAACAGAGUUUGUGAGGGAGAUGGAUUGGGGUUAUAAUACCGAUUUUCAGAAGGUGUUUGAUGUUCUUCUUCGUGUGGCGGUUGAUGGGAAGUUGAAACCGGGUCAGAUGAUUAAGAGACUGUUUGUUUUCAGUGAUAUGGAGUUUGACAAGGCAUCCGAAAGGCCUUGGGAAACGGAUUAUAAGGUGAUCGUGAGGAAGUUUGAGGAGAAUGGGUACGGAGAUUUUGUGCCGGAGAUUGUGUUUUGGAAUCUGAGGGAGUCGCUGGCCAUCCCUGUGCCGGCCGGCCAGCGAGGAGUGGCGCUCGUGAGCGGGUUUUCGAAGAAUCUUAUGAAGCUGUUUAUGAAGGAAGGUGGAGAUUUCAAUCCUGUGGAGAUUAUGGAGGCUGCGAUUUCCGGUGAGGAGUAUCGGGAACUUCAAGUGUUGGAUUGA
Messenger RNA from Striga hermonthica, 1995 nucleotides. Lineage: Eukaryota; Viridiplantae; Streptophyta; Magnoliopsida; Lamiales; Orobanchaceae. The record is from the annotation of a GenBank genome assembly.